AUGGUCCGAGGCAAGAAACAAUGGUUGAAACCAAGUGAUUUGAUAACUAAGAAGCUAACAGAAUGCGAGAAACAAAGAAAUAAGCGAAUCAAGGAGAACUGUGAGAUAAUGAAUAAUCUUGGAGUGAAGAAUAUUACAAAUUCUUUAGUGAGUAUGGUUCAGCCCAAAUGUGCAAAUGCAAGGGAAAACGGAAUUAGGCUUAAGGUAGAUGAUGAUGUUGAGUAUAACCCUUUAGAGAGUGAGGAUGACAAUGAUGAUGAGUCAUUGGGUUCCUUUGAUUGCAAGGAACAAGAGAUGGCACAAGGACUCCAUUUACAGUCUCAUUCAAGGCCAUUAACUCCCACCCCAGAGGAAAUGAUGGAUCCCCCAAGUCAGGAGGUCGACACCCAACCCUUACCACCUCAUAAUGUGCAACCUGAGCACGAGGUGACUGCAUCUAGCAGCGUUGCAUCACAUGACAGACGUGGUCGUGGCCCGACACGCGGCAUACAGGCCCAUCGCAUUAUCGGUAAGGAUGGGAAGAUGUUAUUUCCUAUACCUGAACAAUUUCAUUCACUAGUAGGAGAUAACGCCUUUAAGCUGGUCUCCAAGAUUGCAAAGGCUUUAGACACACAGUUUGGUCGGCGAUUGAGUGAUUUCACCUAUAAGUUGCACAAACAAUACAAGCUACUUAAGGAUGCAAGAGAAGAGGAUUACGCGAGAAGCCACCCACCUGCAAGAGUUACUCUUAAUCAGUGGAUAUCUCUAAUUGACAAGUGCAAUAGUCCAAAAUUCAAGGAACAAUCACUAGCUAAUGUGAAUAACAUGAUGCAAAUGAAAACAAAACAUCGAUGUGGAUCAAAAUCAAUCCCUGUCAGGAUAAUUGCAAACGGCAAAGUGCCCGAUUUAGCAGAAUUUUACAAGUCCAUCCACUAUAAUUCGGACACACAUGAAUGGAUUUCAUCGGAGAGCCAAGUUAAUUAUGACAGCAUGAUACAGACACAAGCAGAACACCUCUCGCAGACUAGUGCGAUCCCCUUGACCCCAGAGGAGUUGUUAGUCAAGGUGCUUAGUCCAAGGCCAGGAAACAACCUUGAAGGGAGUAUUCCUCCUCAAUUGAGUAUUUUAUCUAAACUCAAUCAACUGAGUCUUUCCAGAAAUCAUUUCUCUGGAAACAGUCCACCUUCACUUGGGAACCUCUCCGCCCUUCAGACACUCGACCUGCUGAGAGACAAUCUUCAUGGCAGCAUUCCAAGUGAGCUUGGACAACUCUCAAAUUUACAAUACUUCCAGUUAUCUUUGAAUACACUAUCUGGUAUGGCUCCUGCCCAGCUUUGCAACAUCUCCUCCGUCCAAGUUUUCGAUGUAAGAAACAACUCCUUGGGUGGAAGUUUUCCAUCCAAUUUAGGCCUGAACCUUCCGAAACUACAAUCGCUCUUAACUAGUGUAAAUAAAUUCUUUGGAAAUCAUUUCUCUGGAAACAUUCCACCUUCACUUGGAAACCUCUCUGCUCUUCAAAUUCUUGACCUUGCACACAACAACCUUCACAGAACCAUUCCUAUCGAGCUUGGACACCUCUCAAAUUUAUAUGCAUUCCAAUUGUCUUCGAAUAAUCUCUCUGGUAUGGUUCCUGAUCAGCUCUACAGCAUCUCCACCAUCCAAAUUUUCUCGGUCACAAACAACUCAUUGAGUGGAAAUUUUCCAUCCAAUUUAGGCCUCACCCUUCCGAAACUCCAAUUGUUCUUAGCUGAUAAAAAUCAAUUCUUUGGGUCCAUUCCAGCAUCACUAGCCAAUGCUUCAGGCCUUGCCGAAAUAAGUAUUGGAGACAAUGCUUUGAUCGGGCCAAUACCGUUGAAUUUAGGAAGCCUUCAAUAUCUGCAAGUUUUACAUAUUGCCGGUAACCCACUUGGAACUGAUAAGGCCAAUGAUAUCAGCUUCCUAACCACCUUGAUUAAUUGUACCAAUCUAAGAGUACUGAGUUUAUCUAAUAUUCAGAUUGGUGGAAAUUUACCCAAUUCGAUCGGAAAUCUCUCCAGCACCCUCACAUGGGUAUGGUUGGAUGAGAACUACAUAUCUGGAAACAUACCUCAAGAGAUUACAGAGCUUGUUGGCUUAUCUUACAUCACUAUAGAUACAAACAUGCUCACAGGUAGCAUUCCAGAUUCAGUUGGCAAACUUACCAAUUUACAAAAAUUCUACCUUUUCAUAAAUAACAUCUCCGGGGAAAUUCUAUACUCUAUUGGCAACAUCACUGGAUUAGUUUCUCUUAUUUUAGAAGAAAAUAUGCUUGAGGGAAGCAUACCUGUUUCUUUGGGUUAUUGCAGUAACUUGGAAGGACUCCAUCUUGCACGAAAUCGCCUCACUGGUGGCAUACCUGGAGAAGUCAUUGGUCUUUCUUCCCUCUUUCUCGGUUUCAUCGUACGUGAGAACUAUUUAACAGGACCAUUGCCAUUAGAAGUGGGUAAGUCAGACAAGCUCACAGUAUUGGAUAUUUCAGAAAACAAAUUGUCUGGUGAAAUCCCAAGUACUCUUGGGAACUGUUUGAUGUUAGACUCCCUGGAAAUGGAAGGAGUAUGUGUUUGUGCUGUUAUUUAUCGAUUUAGAAAUUCCAAACAACAACCCUCUUCAUCCUCAACCGAGAAGAACCAAUAUCCACAACUUUCUUAUGCAGAACUACAUCAAUCUACCAAUGGAUUUUCUUCAGACAACUUGAUUGGAAAGGGAAGAUAUGGUUCUGUUUAUAAGGGGAUCCUCAAUUCUGAUGAGCAAACUGUUGCUGUGAAAGUACUCAACCUUCAAGAAAGUGGAGCAUACAAGAGCUUUUUGGCAGAAUGUGAAGCAUUAGGAAACCUUCGUCAUCGGAAUCUGGUCAAGGUCAUCACCUCUUGCUCAAGUGUAGAUUUUAAAGGCAAUGAUUUCAAAGCUUUAGUCUUUGAGUUCAUGCAAAAUGGGAGUUUAGAAAGUUGGUUAUAUCCAAGUUCACUUGAGCAGAAUGACACAGAGAACUUGAACCUAACCCAAAGGCUAAACAUGGCAAUCGACGUGGCCUUGGCAUUGGAAUAUCUUCAUCAUCAUUAUGAUAUACCAAUCGCUCAUUGUGAUUUGAAGCUGAGCAAUGUUCUUCUUGACAACAAUCUCUCUGCCCGUGUAGGUGAUUUUGGCCUAGCAAAAUUUUUAGCUACCACAGGAGACUCCAACUAUGCACAAAGCAGUUCAAUUGGGAUUAGAGGAACAGUUGGGUACAUUGCUCCAGAAUACGGUAUGGGUGGAGACAUAUCUACACAAGGUGAUUUGUACAGCUAUGGAAUCCUCUUACUGGAAUUGUUUACAGGAAAAAGACCAACCAACAACAUGUUUAGAAACAAUUUCAACCUCCAACCUCCAUAGCUAUGCUAAGAUGGCUCUCCUGCGUCGAGUGAUGGAAAUUGUUGAUCCACAAAUCAUAAUGGAAGAGAAAGACGCAUCUAGUAGGAUCAGCCAAAAUACUGAAGGCAAUGUAACCCAGGAAUGCUUGGCAUCAAUACUUCAAAUUGGAGUUGCUUGUUCCGCUGAAGGCCCAAAAGAGCGGAUGGAUAUUAAAGAUGUUCUCAAGGAACUACAACGGAUUAGAAAUGUAAUUGUCCAAGUUUAAAGAGAGGGCGAGGAAAGGAAGAAGAGACAAAUAUAAAGAAUAAUUCUUAGUUGAAGACACAUCUAUCUAUGUCAUGUUUAUUUGAAAUAGUAUGGCACUAUGGAUGUAUUUAUAAAUAUGAUUUGCUAUAUAAGCUUUGUUAAUCGCA
Camellia sinensis is the source of this 3758-nucleotide messenger RNA. The record is from RefSeq and is a predicted model, not a curated record. Lineage: Eukaryota; Viridiplantae; Streptophyta; Magnoliopsida; Ericales; Theaceae.